Nerophis lumbriciformis (worm pipefish) is the source of this 2094-nucleotide messenger RNA. NCBI's taxonomy places the organism in Eukaryota, Metazoa, Chordata, Actinopteri, Syngnathiformes, Syngnathidae. The record is from RefSeq and is a predicted model, not a curated record.
AUGAUUCCCGACAAAGCGCCAAAGGACGACGUCUUUCACGGGGCUGAGGAGAUUCGGAGCGGAGCACACGUUCCCACCUUUGAGAAGUAUAAAGAAAUGUACAUGCAGUCCGUCCAGGACCCUGACAAGUUCUGGGGGGACAUGGCCAAGGAGUUUUUCUGGAAGACCAAACACAAUGGCCGUUUCCUGGACUACAAUUUUGACGUGACCAAAGGAGAUAUCUUCAUCAAGUGCAUGGAGGGUGCAUCCACGAAUGUGUGCUAUAAUGUGCUGGACCGCAAUGUUCACGACAGAAAACUGGGCGACAAAGUGGCCUUCUUCUGGGAAGGCAACGAGCCAGGCGAUGAGUUGACUGUGACGUACAGAGAGCUGCUGAACAGUGUUUGUCGCUUUGCUAAUGUCUUGAAGUCACAGGGUGUGAAGAAAGGUGACCGUGUUGCCAUAUACAUGCCCAUGGUUGUGGAGCUGGUGGUAGCCAUGUUGGCCUGCGCUCGCAUUGGGGCUGUUCACUCGAUUGUGUUUGCAGGUUUUUCUGCGGAGUCUCUGUGUGAAAGGAUUGUGGACUCUCAGUGUUCACUUCUCAUAACUGCCGAUGGCUUCUACCGAGGGGAUAAACUCAUCAACCUGAAACUGUUAGCAGAUGAAGCUGUACAGAAAUGCAGAGACAAAGGAUUCUCACUUGAAACGUGCAUCGUUUUGAAACAUUUGUCGAAAGAAGCACCAGAGACCUCCCUCAGCUCUCCUCCCGCCAAAAGACCGUGUCCUGACCUCCAGCAGGAGACAGAAACAGGCAGAGUAAGAAAAACUCAUCCUGUUCCACAGGUGCCGUGGAACCCAAAAGUGGACAAGUGUUGGCAUACACUAAUGUGUGAAGUGUCAGAUGAAUGUGAACCAGAGUGGUGUGCAUCUGAAGAUCCACUCUUUAUUCUCUAUACCAGCGGCUCCACCGGCAAGCCAAAGGGCGUCCUUCAUACUAUCAGUGGGUACAUGAUCUACACUGCUGCCACCUUCAAGCUGGUGUUUGACCACCGGCCGGAUGACAUCUACUGGUGCACGGCUGACAUCGGCUGGAUCACCGGUCACUCGUACAUCACUUACGGGCCACUGGCUAACGGAGCCACCAGUGUCUUGUUUGAGGGUCUUCCUACAUACCCAGAUGUGAGCAGAAUGUGGCAGAUUGUUGACAAGUACCACGUGAGCAAGUUUUAUACUGCGCCAACUGCCAUCAGGUUGCUUAUGAAGUACGGCAGCGAGCCGGUGCACAAGUACAAGCGAGACUCUUUAAAGGUUUUGGGAACGGUCGGCGAGCCUAUCAACCCUGAGGCCUGGCAGUGGUACUUCACGGUCGUAGGUGACAGCAGAUGUCCCAUCGUCGACACAUUCUGGCAGACUGAGACGGGAGGACAUGUGAUGACACCUUUGCCAGCAGCUACACCUAUGAAGCCAGGAUCUGCUACAUUUCCGUUCUUUGGUGUAGUGCCAGCCAUCUUGAACGAGUCGGGUGAGGAGUUGGAGGGCACAAGUGAAGGUUACCUGGUGUUCAAGCAGCCAUGGCCUGGUGUGAUGAGGACUGUGUACGGUAACCAUGGCAGGUUUGAAAGCACCUACUUCAAGAAGUUUCCGGGAUACUACGUGACUGGAGAUGGCUGCCGUAGAGACGAAGAUGGAUACUAUUGGAUUACUGGGAGGAUAGAUGAUAUGCUAAACGUCUCAGGUCACUUGCUGAGCACAGCAGAGGUGGAGUCUGCAUUGGUGGGGCAUGAGGCUGUUGCUGAGGCUGCUGUAGUGGGUCGACCUCAUCCUGUCAAAGGAGAAAGUCUCUACUGCUUUGUAACGCUAUGCGAUGGCGUCAUCUUCAAUCGGACGCUGGAGGCCCAACUCAAAAAACAAGUGCGUGAGAAGAUCGGUGCUAUUGCCACCCCUGACUUCAUACAGGAUGCUCCAGCGCUCCCCAAAACCAGAUCAGGCAAGAUCAUGCGGCGUGUAUUGCGCAAGAUUGCCAGCGGUGAGCGGGACCUUGGCGAUAUCUCCACGUUAGCAGACUCGUCUGUGGUGGAGCAGCUUUUCCAGAACAGGUGCUGCUCUGCCGUAUGA